Messenger RNA from Plasmopara halstedii, 1140 nucleotides. RefSeq names its product apyrase family protein. Gene Ontology annotation, molecular function: UDP phosphatase activity; calcium ion binding; GDP phosphatase activity. NCBI's taxonomy places the organism in Eukaryota, Oomycota, Peronosporomycetes, Peronosporales, Peronosporaceae. Gene Ontology annotation, biological process: proteoglycan biosynthetic process. The record is from RefSeq and is a predicted model, not a curated record. Bases 1 to 1140 code for a protein of 379 amino acids. The transcript has 4 exons.
AUGCUCUUGUCGUGCGUGAACACUAAAAAGAAGAAACGGAAGGUAAGCACUUUGGACGAAGACAGCAUUAGCAUGUGGCUAGAAUCACGUGGAACGCCGUUGCCCAAUGGACGCGUGACCGUCUCAUCGUCCCGCACACAAUCUCCUCCAGCUCCAGGAUUAGGAUUCGAACGGAUGCUGGCAUCAACGACGACGAUAUGCCAUAACAUUCGACAGCAGCCGACGCAAUCGCCAAUACCCAUGCCUGAAUCUUUUGGCAUCGUUAUCGUAGCCGAUCUGGACAAGAAAUCGAAGGAUAACAGUAGCAAGAAGCCGCAAUUUAUGUCUUUUAUCAUGCACGCCACGCUCAAGGUCACUUCUAGCAGCUUAAGAGCGACUUCCAAACGCGACAAGUACUCUGUAGUUUUUGGAGACGAAACUAAGUUUUUAUCGAGUAUGAAUGAGGCUGGACGCGGCUUUGAAUUGAGCGAACUGGCCUGGUUUGGGGGCAAGCUGCUAGCGUUUGAUGAUCGUACAGGCAUCGUUUAUCGACUGAAGCAUUUUGAGAGUGUGAGCAAGUCGAAACCUCUGCAAGCUAUUCCAGAGCAUAUAAUAAUGGAAGGAGACGGGAUUAAUGGCAAAGGACAAAAACACGAGUGGGCCACGGUUAAAGAUGCAAUCAUGGACUCUAAUGGUGAUGUACACCAUGAAGACUGGACAGCAAAUUACGGAGCGGUGCGGAAGGCUUUAGGCUGUGAAUGGCCUGGGUACGUAGUGCACGAGGCCAUUGAAUGGAGUCCCAUACGCCGGCAAUGGUUUAUUCUGCCUCGACGCAUCAGUACUGAAAAAUACAACGAUAUGGACGACGAAAAACGUGGCUCAAACAAAUUUAUAAUAGCGAGCGAGGAUUUUAGCAGUAUACAGGUUCACGAAGUUGGCAAGAUUACGCCUUUGCGUGGAUUCUCGUCGUUCAAGUUUGUUCCACGGUCUGAUGAUUCCGUUAUUGUAGCUAUUAAGAGUGUGGAGGUGGAGGUUGAACAGCACCAGACGUCUUACAUUACCGUAUUUGAUGUUGAUGGAAAUGUGUUGAUGGAAGAGACUGAGAUUCCGGGUGCUAAAAAGUACGAGGGUGUUGCUUUUGCGCAUGACUGGUCUUCAUAG